Messenger RNA from Magallana angulata, 1206 nucleotides. Its product is annotated as E3 ubiquitin-protein ligase RNF19B-like. Gene Ontology annotation, cellular component: cytoplasm; cytosol; Golgi apparatus. Lineage: Eukaryota; Metazoa; Mollusca; Bivalvia; Ostreida; Ostreidae. Gene Ontology annotation, biological process: negative regulation of protein phosphorylation; protein polyubiquitination; positive regulation of proteasomal ubiquitin-dependent protein catabolic process. The record is from RefSeq and is a predicted model, not a curated record. The transcript has 3 exons. Bases 84 to 1031 code for a protein of 315 amino acids. Gene Ontology annotation, molecular function: ubiquitin protein ligase activity; zinc ion binding; ubiquitin conjugating enzyme binding.
AGCGAAAGUAGACCAUCUAUCAAUUUUCUAAAAUCGACACUGUGAUAAAAAGGGUUAUAAUUGUUAGACAACUACACAAAGCUAUGCAGUUUCAAAGGUUGUCUUCGGAAACACAUAUAAAUUUUGACACGACAUCUAAAAGUGUUGGAGAAAUCAAAACUCCUAUUGCUGCUCUCUGUGGAGUUCCCCGCCACUGUGUGGAGAUUGUGGACAUGGAGGAAGGCAUAAUCUACGAUGAUUGCCGAGAUGUUACGAUGCUUUCACGCCCUUUACAAGUGAUGGUCGGUACUGAUGAGAGGCGUGUCCCGUUCUAUCUUCUGACCACAGAUGCCGACAUGAUUGAUCAAGACCCUGAUGACGAGGAACCGCGACUGAAAAUGUCUUGUGGUCACGCAAUCAGUCAGUGCACUCCAUAUAACUUGUUUGGGCAUAUGCGGAAUUCGUUGACACACAAGGUUAAAAGUUCAGUAACCUGUUUGACCCCCGGCUGUAACCAGGAAUGGAGUAUGAAUGAAAUAACUAAGAAAGCAGAUAUGACCACGGAUGAAUCUUUAUUCUUUGAAUAUAAGAUAUCACUGAACGCUAUUUUUAGCCACAACAAUGAUACCUCAGAAUGUCCGAAUUGUGGUCAGUUUUGUCAACGACAACAAAACACUCAGGCUGUCCGGUGCAGCAUCUGUUCAUCGCAAAAACACGAAAAGCAAGCUGAUUUCUGCUGGGAGUGUAAAGCUCCAUGGGUUCCAAAUCACACAUGCAAAAACCGAGAUCUAGAAGCCAUACAGAAAAUACUGAACGAAGCCCCACUAAAAACCUUGGAUUAUUCAAAUAUUGAAAGGGUGCCCUCGAAGCGCCUUUGUCCUAACUGUCGAACUCUUCUCGAACACGAACGGAUGUGUAAACAGAUGAAAUGUCCGAGUUGUCAAACUGAGUUCUGUUUUUCAUGUUUAACUCUCUGUGUUGGUAGCAGACUACAGUGUAGUGGAUACAGUAAGGAGUGUAGUGUUGCUCCGGUGCAAAACGCAUUCUCUUGAUUGCUACAUUCCUGUAUUAAACAAACCCGUAUGUAUGAUGAUUGCUUUGCUAAUCAAACUGGACUCAUACAUGUAUAUACUUAUUUGAUUUAUUAUUUGGAAUUAUCGAUUCUUUCUUAUUAAGAAACACACGAUUUAUACUCUUUAAAAGUAUAAAUAAAUGAACUAUGUUUUG